Messenger RNA from Aspergillus ibericus CBS 121593, 2181 nucleotides. RefSeq names its product Zn(II)2Cys6 transcription factor. Gene Ontology annotation, molecular function: sequence-specific DNA binding; zinc ion binding; DNA-binding transcription factor activity, RNA polymerase II-specific. The record is from RefSeq and is a predicted model, not a curated record. Gene Ontology annotation, biological process: DNA-templated transcription; positive regulation of transcription by RNA polymerase II. Bases 1 to 2181 code for a protein of 726 amino acids. The transcript is spliced from 3 exons. Lineage: Eukaryota; Fungi; Ascomycota; Eurotiomycetes; Eurotiales; Aspergillaceae.
AUGGACUCCCCACGCAGAAACCGGAAUCGCGCUGCCUGCAGGCGAUGCCAACGAAGGAAGAUUCGCUGUGAUGGAAAUGAACCAUCUUGCAGCUCUUGCCUCAAGGCAGGGGCUCACUGUGUCAAUGAUGGAAGACAGGAGGUUCCUCGAAGGUACAUCUCGAAUAUGGAGAACCGGAUCCGGUGGUUGGAGUCGAUAGUCAAGGAAAACUGCGCCCAUAUUGAUCUUGGCCGUGAUGCCGAGAUAGUGGCGGAGGGUACAAUGCAACAUGAUGUCGCGGACAUGUCUGCAGUAUAUCACUCUGGAGGUGUGACGGCUGGGGACCCACAGCAAAUACCCCCUGGAGACAUCGAGGGGCCAAGACACUCGAGCAACGAGAACGGCGCGCCAAAUGCAUUACAUGAACAUCAGUCUUUGGAUCAGUCACGCGUAACCAGUAGCCAACACCAGCAAGCACAUGAGAUCGGCCUGGUAUCAUUAUCCUCUGGAGGAGGUCCUCGAUACAUCGGACCAUCCAGUGGGUAUUUCUUCGCAAAUCGUAUCUUCUCGAGCACCGGACGCCGCCGGAAAUCAAAGGGAACAACAAGGGCGACAGCAGGUUCAGCACAGCUGUCGGCUGAGUUGUUGAAUAACCUCACUCUGUUACCUGCGCGAAAGGAAAGCGCUGUGGAGCUCUCAAUCAAGUACUUUCGAACGGUCCAUCUCACGUAUCCGUUCUUGCAUGAGCCGACCCAUAUGUCUGUGAUUGACCGAGUCUAUGCAUCACAAGAAGAGAAUCCCUUGGAUCUCUUCCAGGUUUACAUGGUCUUGUCAAUUGCGGCAUUGGCCCUUUCUCGCGAAUGCAAGGUACACCUUCCGGUGGAGGGUUACUAUGCAUCGGCAAUGAGGUAUGUCGAGCAUGUUUGUGCAGAUGGGUCGAUGACUGCUCUGCAAUGCUUAUUGCUGCUCAUGGUUUAUGCUCUGCAUAACCCGUCCUCCGAUGUCAACAUCUGGAAUCUGAACUAUCAGUGUCUUGCGAGCGUGAUAGACCUAGGCCUGCAGCGCGAUGUCCGAGCUUCUUCCUCACUCCAAAUUUCUGUCUUUGAGCAGGAGAUGAGGACACGCGUUUUCUGGGUGGUAUACACGUUUGAUCGCGCCAUAUGUACGAUGAUGGGACGGCCCAUCGGAAUCAGAGAUGAGGCGUGUGAAAUGAGGUUCCCGCUUGAUAUACCGGAUCACAAUCUCGUCAACCCAGACAUUAGCCAGCAUCCACCUGUAGGAUCACUAUCACACAUGGCGCACGCGAUCCAUCUGUUCAAAUUGGCCAAGAUCAAUUCAGAGAUCAAAUACGUCAUGCACAGCAUCCAGCGUGAUGUGCCCGCAUACGCAUACCCGCCAGUGAGAGACAUAUUCACCUGGCAGCGGGAUAUUGUCAACUACUUGCAGGAUUGGCUAUCAGAAAUCCCGCAACAAACAAGCAGUGGAGAAAAUGGAAUGGGCAAGGUAUGUAAGAUCAAGUAUCAUGAAACGAUGAUCUUGCUGCUACGUCCCAGCCCUGCAAUUCCACAUCCAGCAGAUGAAAUCCUUGAUCUAUGUUUUCAUCAAGCCGUUGACCUCCUCCAAGGGUUUGGCGACCUAUACAGAACGGGCAGCCUACUCUAUAGCCGACUCCUUGUCCACUCAGUCUUCCUCGGGGCUUUGGUAUUACUCUAUUGUAUCUGGAAACUGCCUCGAACCACUGCCAAGGUUCGCGUGGAUGAAUUAGUCUCGAACCUCACGGUGGCGCAGAACAUACUCAGCAGCAUCGGGGAACACUGGACCGAGGCUACUCGAGCGCGUGAAUGCAUCGACGAGUUGUCUAGCGUGACAAUCCAACGGCUUCUGAGUCAGUCAACAACUGUUACAUCGCGUUCCGCUGAAACAGAGACGCAUUCGCGGGCUGGCGCGAUUCAAAUCACAUCAGCCACGUCCCGUCAACCGCCAGAUUGCCAUGUUAGCCAGAACCAAGCCUUUUCUGGAGUACAUGGCAACUCCAAUGCAGAGGUCAUGCCUUUGGUCCAUCAGGAAGGAAACCUGCCAGAUGAUGCUUCGUACCACCUAAACCUCUUCGAUGACCUCUUGCAGGGCGAUUUCCAGGGCUGGAGCGGGAUGUCCGAUAUUGAUGGGCUCAUGUGGGAGAUUUUCAGUACCUCCCCGCAGUGA